Scophthalmus maximus (turbot) is the source of this 1914-nucleotide messenger RNA. RefSeq names its product interferon regulatory factor 4 like (gene irf4l). Gene Ontology annotation, cellular component: nucleus. Gene Ontology annotation, biological process: immune system process; regulation of transcription by RNA polymerase II. The record is from RefSeq and is a predicted model, not a curated record. Lineage: Eukaryota; Metazoa; Chordata; Actinopteri; Pleuronectiformes; Scophthalmidae. The transcript is spliced from 8 exons. The coding region runs from base 221 to 1600 and encodes 459 amino acids. Gene Ontology annotation, molecular function: RNA polymerase II cis-regulatory region sequence-specific DNA binding; DNA-binding transcription factor activity, RNA polymerase II-specific; protein binding.
AGGAUGAAAACUUUCUGACACUUGAUUCAUUUCAAUAAAAAGUUGACGCGCGUGGAAGUUUUCACAGGUGAAGACGCGUCCGAAGAGACCGGCGGAGGUCGAACAUUGUCUACACACACACACACACACACACACUCACACACUCACACAGCAGCUGACGGCGGCGGGGGGUUUGUUCCGUUCCGUUCCGUGCGUCUUCUCCGGACGCGCGCGCAGAGACAUGAACGCCGAGGUGGAUUACGGAGGCUCCGGCAGCAGCGGCAACGGGAAGCUGCGCCAGUGGCUCAUCGAGCAGGUGGACUGCGGGAACUACCCCGGGCUCGUGUGGGAGAACGACGAGAAGAGCAUCUUCAGGAUCCCGUGGAAACACGCCGGCAAGCAGGACUACAACCGGGACGAGGACGCCGCGCUCUUCAAGGCCUGGGCGCUGUUCAAGGGCAAGUUCCGGGAGGGCAUCGACAAGCCGGACCCGCCGACCUGGAAGACGCGGCUGCGCUGCGCGCUCAACAAGAGCAACGACUUCGAGGAGCUGGUGGACCGGAGCCAGCUGGACAUCUCCGACCCGUACAAGGUGUACCGCAUCAUCCCGGAGGGCGCCAAGAAGAGACCCCGACAGGAGGACAGUCCCCUGAGCCCCAUGAGCUAUCAGGUGCACCCCUACCCCCUGCAGACCCAGAUGUCACCGUACAUGGCGUCACCGGACUGCAGCUGGAGAGAUUACUGUCCGGAGCCGACCCCCCUGCCCGAGCUGCCCUUCUCCCAGUGUCCCUGUCCCCCCCGCGGCCUGUCCUGGCAGGGCCCGUCCAUGGAGAACGGAUACCAGCUGAGAGCCUCCAUCUACUCGUACGGACCGGGCGACGGUCAGACGCCGCCGUUCACGCUGGACGCCGGCAUCCGGUCGGCGGAGACACUCUCAGACUUCCGCCUGCACGUGUCCGUGUAUUUCCGGGACGCGCUGGUGAAGGAGGUGACCACCUCCAGUCCCAAGGGCUGCCACAUCACGCCCUGCCUCCCGGAGGAGAAGCUGGGCCUGCCCCCCGGGGGCCCCGACGUGGUGCCCCUGCCCCUGGAGGGCCCGGCGGCCCCGAGGGGGGCGGACGACGAGUGUCCCCCGAGCCCCCCGUCCCCCCUGGAGAGGGGCGUGCUGCUGUGGAUGGGCGCGGACGGACUGUACGCCUGCAGGCUGUGUCAGAGCCGGGUGUACUGGCAGGGCGGGCCGUCGGCGUACGGCGACAAGCCCAACAAGCUGGAGAGGGAGGUCACCUGCAAACUCCUGCACACCCAGGACUACCUGACAGAGAUCCAGAGCUACGGGCUCCACGGCCGGCCGCUGCCUCGGCUCCAGGUGCUGCUGAGCUUCGGCGACGAGUGUCUGGACCCGCAGAGACAAAGACGGACCCUCAGCGUCCAGGUGGAGCCGCUGUUCGCCAGGCAGCUCCUGUGCUACGCCCAGCAGACCGGGGGCCACUACUUCCGCGGCUACGAGCACCCGGGCGUGGCGGACCACAUGAGCGCCCUGGACGACUACCAGCGGGCCGUCACGCACCACCACCACCACCACCUCAGCAGCAGCAGCAGCGGCGGCAGCCUGCAGGAGUGAAAGGUGCAGCGGUGCGACGGUUCCAGUGACUGAACGCGCGGCGACGAAGCUUUCACACCGACGGCGGCGGCGAGGAGGAAAUCUGCGAGACGAGAGGACGAAACCAGGACAGUGUUACAACACACGGAGCGAUGGACAUUUAGUGUGUGUGUGCGUGUGUGUGUGUGUUUGUGUGUGUGUGUUUUUUACUGUAUUUUUUAUGAGGCCGUGAAUAUUUUCUAUGCUUUUCCAAACAGAACUGACAGCUCAGGUGAUUGUACUAUAAGAAAACUGUAAGUGACGUGUAUGUGCCUUAAAUAAAUACUGAUAUUUCA